This is a messenger RNA of Radiomyces spectabilis, 612 nucleotides long. Its product is annotated as cytochrome c/c1 heme-lyase. Gene Ontology annotation, cellular component: mitochondrion. The record is from RefSeq and is a predicted model, not a curated record. The coding region runs from base 1 to 612 and encodes 203 amino acids. The transcript is spliced from 3 exons. Gene Ontology annotation, biological process: cytochrome c-heme linkage. NCBI's taxonomy places the organism in Eukaryota, Fungi, Mucoromycota, Mucoromycetes, Mucorales, Radiomycetaceae. Gene Ontology annotation, molecular function: holocytochrome-c synthase activity.
AUGCCCAGUCAGUUGGCCCAAACUCCACAACCUGAUCAGACCGUGGACUUGCCCACCGAGCGAGUCAUUUCUUCUAUUCCCAAAGCCAAAGACUCCAAGGAAAAAUGGGAAUAUCCUAGUCCGCAGCAAUUUUACAAUGCCCUGCGACGUAAAGGCUGGGAGACUCCCGAAGACCAUAUCGAAACCAUGGUCGAUAUUCACAACUUCUUAAACGAAGAAGCAUGGAACGAAGUAUUGAAAUGGGAAUCCAAGUUCAAAUGUGAUUGUAUGGAGGACCCGUAUUUGACCAAGUUCCAGGGAAGACCCAAAGAGUUGACACCUAAAGCCAGAUGGCAUAGUUUGCUUGGUGCCCCCAAGCCGUUUGAUCGUCAUGAUUGGUAUGUUGGUCGAUGUGGCAAAGUACGACGUUAUGUGAUCGAUUACUAUGAAGCUCCUGCUGAUGGGGAUGAUCCCGUUUUCCAUUUGGACGUUCGUCCUGCCGUGGAUGACGCUGAAAGUAUGAUGUGUCGAUUCAAGGAAGCCGCUAAAAUGAAAUGGGAACAAUGGUUCCCUAACGCUGCAUCGGCAGCUUCCGACAAACCCGAAUCUUCUUCAAGUCCAUCCACCGCAUAA